Molecule: messenger RNA, 2025 nt
Organism: Schistosoma turkestanicum
Lineage: Eukaryota; Metazoa; Platyhelminthes; Trematoda; Strigeidida; Schistosomatidae
Source: the annotation of a GenBank genome assembly
AUGACACCAACUGACCCUGAACUACUGGAGCAGCUAUGGAUUCAGCUGUAUCGCUAUUUGCCAGGACCAUCAAUGGGACCAAACUUAUCUUCUGAAUCAUCAACCAGCAUUGAACUUUCUGUAAGCGUUGACAAUUUGGAAUUAUUAUAUCAUAAAAAUCAAUUGAUUUGUCGUGCAAGUCUAACAUUAUUUGCUGAAUGGCCAGUAACUGAUUCACGAGUAAUUGAAAGUAAUUUAGUCAAUAUGGCUGGAGGUGGUGUACGUCUUGAUGUGGACAAAGUAUGGCAUCCACAAUUAGUUAUAAAAGGUGCAUUCAAACAUGAGCGGUUUCAUCAACGUCUAGAAUUGCGUACUGUAUAUUCUGGUAGUAGUAAUUCCCUGUCUAAAUCAACAAAUCCUACCAAUUCUUUGAAUAGAGCAUCACAUUCAGGACAAGUUGUACGUGGAUUACCAAAUGAAUCGUCAAUUCAGUCAAUUCGUUCUCAUAAUCGUGCUAAAACGUUAAAAGUGGUUCCAGACGGAGAUGAACCAAAUUAUGCAUUCAUGGAAAGUAUCCUUGUGGAAGUUCCAUGUCAAGAGCCAAAAAAAUUCCAUUAUAUCGGUGCUGUUGUUUGUCCAAUAUGGAUAAAACAAGAAGGUUACAUUAAAACACAACCAGUCAUUAAAUGGACUGAACGUAAAUGUUGUCUACUCUCGAAUGAUGUACAAAAGAAAUCAUCUUAUUUAAGUGUUACAAAACGUUAUGAUGAACAUUUGGACAAGUCUGGUCCAGAUCAAAGUCUUGGAAUUAAUAUUUGUUUCUCACAAACUGGUCGAAUAUUUCAAGGUAGUUUACCUCCAGUGUUACUUGUACUCAUUUCUAUCCUACUACUAUGGACUAAUCAACUAGGUACACAGAAUCUUAUGUGUACACAAUGUAUUUUAUUCUUGCUUUCAAUUACAUUCUGGUUAUGGAUCAAUGAACAACAUUUAAACAAUGCCAAAUUAUUUGGAUGCCUCAGUGUAUGGUGUUUCAUGUGUUCAAGUACCAUUUUUUUCAUCUACUUGUUUGUUUUAAUACAUCAUCGUUUGGUGUGUCGAUUUUUACAAAGAAAAUCUCAACAACUGGAUCGUUUCUCGUCGUUAGGCUUAAAUCAUAAUCACAAUAAUCAUAAUAAUAUUAAUCAGAAAACAACUUCAACCGGUUUUAAUGCCGACGGUCCAAUUCAUGAACGUAUGAUGAAUGGAUUAGGGUUGAUGCAAAAUUAUGGAUGUUGUGGCAAUUGUGAUGCAUGUCCAGAUUCAUGUACGAGUUGUUUGGCAGGAAGAACAAGUACCGGGUUUAUUUCAUCGAAUGGUACAGCUGUGUGUUAUAGUAAUAGUAGUUGUGGUUUAUCUGGUGGAAGUGGUCAUGCAUGUCAAGCAAUACCGAUAUUAUCGACAAAUCAAACAGUAAACAGUAAUAAUCAUAACAAUAGUCCAGGACCGAUAGGACUUAAUCAAUCAAUGGGUUUAUCAACUAAUAAGCGAGAGAAUUAUGGUGACAGUUAUUUAUGCUCAGGUAGUUCAGAGUCGGGCAACGGCAUGAACAGCGGUACAUUUCGUGGAUUAAGAUGGCGAAAUUCACGUCGGGCCAACAAUAUGAUGAAUGCGUUAGGUGUGGAUUUCAAUCAAUCUGAUUGUCAUGUAUGUCAAGCACAUUUUCUCAAUGAUAAUAACAAUAAUAAUAAUAAUACCAAUUUGUCGACAUCUCCUACAACUGCUGUUCUCGGUGCUUUUCUACAACAUCAUCAUCAUCACCAUCAGCAUCCUCCGCAUCAGUGUUAUUUAUGCAAGUCAUCUUGUACACCAUAUAUGAAUGUGUACAAAUUCAAUGUAAAUAAUUAUCCAUCAACUUAUUGUUUAACUGCAUUGAAAACAUUGAUCACUGUGUGUUUUUGUUUAAUCAGUGCAAUUUAUUGGAUUAGUAUAUUUGCACAAGGUACAUUGCCUGAAACAUGUUUAGGUGUAUCACAAUGUCAACUGAUCGAUAAUAAUCGUUCAUAA